UCCAAACAGGAAGGAAAACCAGCAGCUCCCCUAAACCCUAGAGUUAUUGCGGUCCUAUAAGUAAGUCCCUAUCUCCAAUUUCUUUCCCUUUUCUGCGAACAGCAGCCGCCGGCUGCACACCAAACAGAUAGAGAAAGAGAAAGGAAGAAAUGGUUUCGCUUAAGCUCCAGAAACGGCUCUCAGCGAGCGUUCUAAAGUGCGGAAAAGGAAAGGUUUGGCUGGAUCCAAAUGAAGUCAACGAGAUCUCCAUGGCCAAUUCCCGCCAGAACAUAAGGAAGUUGGUUAAAGAUGGUUUUAUCAUCAGGAAGCCAACCAAGAUUCACUCUCGAUCUCGUGCACGUCGCAUGAAGGAAGCCAAGAGAAAGGGACGCCAUUCUGGAUAUGGUAAGCGCAAGGGUACCAGGGAGGCAAGGUUGCCCACAAAGGUCUUGUGGAUGAGAAGAAUGCGUGUUCUCAGACGCUUGCUUCGCAAGUAUAGGGAAUCAAAAAAGAUUGACAAGCACAUGUACCAUGACAUGUACAUGAAAGUCAAGGGUAAUGUUUUUAAGAACAAGAGAGUCCUCAUGGAGAGCAUCCACAAAUCUAAAGCAGAGAAGGCCAGAGAGAAGACAUUGUCUGACCAGUUCGAAGCUAAGAGGGCUAAGAAUAAGGCAAGCAGGGAGAGAAAAUUUGCUAGGAGGGAGGAGCGUUUGGCCCAGGGACCUGGAGGAGAUAAGCCAGCAGCAGCAACAGCACCUACCACUACUGCUCAACCAGUCGAUACUUCCAAGAAGUCCAAGAAGUCCAAGGAGUAACAAGUAAGAUCCCCUACUGAAGAUUGAUGAUCGACUGUGACUUAAUAUAUAGAAUGUUCAAGUAAUUUUGUCGAGCCAGUGUGCUGUUUUUGGUUAAAUAUUUGAACCAGUUCUUUUAGUUGGAUUAAGGUUUCAUGAUUUUUGUUUUCAGUUUACUGGUUUUGUCUUUGGAUUAUUUAUAUUAUGGCAAAAUUAUUUUGUGGUUUCGUUGAUUUC
Durio zibethinus is the source of this 1010-nucleotide messenger RNA. RefSeq names its product large ribosomal subunit protein eL19y-like. Lineage: Eukaryota; Viridiplantae; Streptophyta; Magnoliopsida; Malvales; Malvaceae. The record is from RefSeq and is a predicted model, not a curated record. Gene Ontology annotation, cellular component: cytosolic large ribosomal subunit; ribosome. Gene Ontology annotation, molecular function: RNA binding; structural constituent of ribosome. Gene Ontology annotation, biological process: translation.